GAACCAAAAAAAUCAACCUUUUUUUCCGUUUGUUUACUGAUACUCUCUGUUUCCUCUCGCCUUCCGCUCCCUGGAUCUCCAGCUCCAAGCCCGUGGCCGGAGAAUUCCGAUCCCAAGACCGGGCUGGCACCUAUCCCAAGGCCUCGUGCCUCCUUCCCACCGAUGCUGCACCUGAUCCCGUCCGGCUUGUGAAGCCGCGGCCUCUGGCGCCAAUUCCGGCGGCGGGCGGGAUGGAUUCCGGCGCCAACAGCGUCGGCGAGUCGGUGGGCGAGUCUCCGGCGCCGGAGCCGGAGCCGGAGGCGCGGCCGGCCGAACCGGUCACCAAGGGCCGCGGUCUCCGCCGGUGGCGCCGUAUCCCGCGCGAGCAGCAGCACCACGAGGGGUCCCCGGCGAGCCCCGGGACAGCCGGCGCCGGCAACGGCGCUGGCGCGGGCGUGGGUGAGGAUUUGGCGGCGCAGCUCCACAAGCGCCGUCUCGGCCCUGGCGCCGACGCUCCCAAGGGGAAACAGGACGCGGCCGUCGAGGAGGUGGAGAGCUCGGUCGCGUCCGUGGAGUCCAGCUUCGUGCCGCUGGACGCGUCCCCGCCGCCGGCGCCGACUAUGCUCGACCCGAAUCUCGGCCUCCUGAUCGCCACCGCCGGAUUCUCGCUGGGCGCGGGCGGCGCUGACUCGGACAACAGCGACGACCGCACCAGCAAGUUCUCCACGGCCGCCAGCGCGCCUCGCCACGACUUCUCGUCCGGCGGCUUCGGCCGGGAGCGCGACAGGGCGCGAUCCCGUGCCCCCGGCGGCGCUGCUCACGGCAAGAACCUCCGGGCUGCACGCGGGCGCGGCGCCAGUGCGCGCGCUGCCGCCUCCCCGGUGGAAGCGGAGAAUUCGCGCUCCAGCGUUGAGUCCAACCUUCGCAGCUCUAGCGCUGCUCAUGCACGGCGAUCCGGCACCGGGAUCACCAGCAACGGUGUUCACAAGGUUCUGUUCCCUGAUGACCAUCAAAGUGACGACGAGCCUCCAUGUGAGGGGGUGCUGUAUGCCACCGGAGGUUUCUACAAGGAGAACGGGAGUGUAGUUGGGAGAUUGGGGAACUGUGAUUCCGAUGCCAACAAUCAUAUCUUCGAUGAUGUGAGUGUCAGCAAGUUUGAGAAUGGAGGGACUCAUUCAGGUCUUGAUCCGUAUGUUGAAUCAAUUGCAUUGCUACAGUCGGCACAGGAAGCACUUGAGAAUGAGAUCCAGAAGUUUGUGGAGAUCAGGAAGGAAACUGGCGAAAAUUCCACAACUCACCACAGUGAAACCGAAUGGAGCAACUCACCCCAUCCUGAUGAAUCUGUAGAAGAAUUAAGUGAGAAAAUAAAGAUACUCGAGUCAAAACUGGAAGAAGCGACCAUGCUCAUCAAUGAUCGGGAUUCAAAAAUACUUAAACUGGAUGCACUCAGCCAGAUACAACCACUGGAUACCGUGGAAUGUAACAGCGAUCUGCUGUCUCUGCAGUCUGAUGUAGAUCAACUGCUCUUGGAGAAAAUGGAGGCUGAGAUUCAGUGCUUUAUCCUUACAAGAGCUUCGCAGGAUUGGAAACCCCCAAUAAAGGAUCAAUUUGCUCUUUACGAGGCACAGAAAUCCCUGACAGGGGAUCGCAAAUCCUUAGAAACUAAGCUGCGUCACACCGAGAACAGGGCGAUGAUGCUCGAGGAGAUGGUGGAUAAACUAGAGUCACAGUGCAAGGAGCUCUCUGAGACUUCAGAAGUCCUGAAGCUGCAGGCCAGAGCAAGCAGAGCAUCCUUGUUCUGCUCCAUCCAGUUUGUGCUGCUCUGCAUAGCCAUGGGGACCCUCCUCAUUCGCUUCCUGCCCUCUUCUCCGGAGAUUGUACCUACUUGAGGUUAGAAAAUUCUGCCAGUCAGCCUUUGUGUAGACAUUGUUGAAAGAUUGUUUACUGUAAUUUAUUAGCCAUCAAUCGCCCUUACAAAUUUUCGUUUUUGUACCAUCAACUCGAUUUUGUUAGUAAUCUCUUUAUGAAUUUACUGUACUUCUUCUGGGUUCCGUGGAUUCUGUAAAUGCCACUUGUGUAGCUUUUCCAUGGCCUGUGUUCACAAA
Messenger RNA from Panicum hallii, 2084 nucleotides. Its product is annotated as WPP domain-interacting protein 2. The transcript is spliced from 2 exons. The record is from RefSeq and is a predicted model, not a curated record. Lineage: Eukaryota; Viridiplantae; Streptophyta; Magnoliopsida; Poales; Poaceae. Bases 231 to 1868 code for a protein of 545 amino acids.